CGCAGAAGGCAGCAGAAAACUGCGCGUGACUCCAAAAAGACACGUUAUUCGAAUCCACAUCUAGCUGACGAAAAAACUACAAUAAGACUGUUGAAGAAGAAGAAGUCAAUUUUGGAAGACCAACAGUCCCAAGAAAGGGGGAAGCACACGAGUAUGAUUGUCUUGCCAAGCUUGUCGCGGUCUGAAAGAAGUGGUACCUGCAGGUCAGCUGCAUAUGACAAGAUCAUGGCUCGUUUGGAGUUGCUGGGAGAAGAGGGGAAGUGGCAAGAGUUUGAUGUCUUCGCUGGACAGCUGGUGAACCACUUCGGAUCCAGAGAUAACGAUCUGAAGCUGGUCGUUGUAUUGGAUCAAGCUUUGGCAGAGUACUAUAAAUACAACUUGGCCGGUGCUGUCUCCAUCACCAAACACGCCUUGCAUACAUUGAAAAAAGAAAGGACAGAGAACACGGAGAUGCUGGUAGGAAGGGCCUACUACCUGUUGUCUGACGUCUAUCAGAAAGACAGAAAGUAUGGACUCGCAGAAAAAUACAUGGAUCUGGCGAAACUGGUUCUGUCGAACUUUGAGAUUGGAGAGGACACCGGUGAGACCUACUACAACAAAGCAUCAUUACAUGCUGCCAUUAUUGGCCAAUCAUAGUUCUCCUCCGAGCAGCUUAUUUAACGAGGUUCGAGAAAAUCUGGAACUGGCUAUUUGCCAUUGGAGACAAGACACGUCGUCAUGCCCAGCACACCAGAGAAGAGCACACAUCAAACUAGCAGCCGUCUUGUUAGACUGCGCUUCCCCGCAAGGGAGGGGGCGAAAUGCCUGUCCACAAAACAUUGAAGCCGCUCGUAGGAGCAUAAACAUUGUGCGAACAGAAUUCUGGGAAGGAAUGCCAAAACGUAGUCGAUGUCGUUUCCUCCUCACAGAGUCUGACUUGUACUUUCGUCAGAAAAGUUACGUUUUGGCAAACGAGAAGGCUUCGGAAGCACGGGGAUUAGCCAAAAGCUGUAAAUUUAACAUAGAGGUAGACAUGGCAGAGAAGAGGCUGGAACAUUUGGCUGCUGUUUAUCAUUCCUUGCCAACUUGUGGUACUGAUAAAGUGUUACAGGAUGUUAUUGCUUCUCUGUCAAUUGAUAACGACACGAGGGAAGAUGUCACAUUCUCAGAAUCAGAUAUUGAAUCAUUGAAUUGAUGGAGUUCAUAAUAAUUAUAUUUAUGUGACUAGAGACCGACAUUAAAGAUACCAAACAGAUAAAAA
Branchiostoma floridae (Florida lancelet) is the source of this 1240-nucleotide messenger RNA. RefSeq lists its product as uncharacterized. The record is from RefSeq and is a predicted model, not a curated record. The transcript is spliced from 6 exons. The coding region runs from base 154 to 636 and encodes 160 amino acids. Lineage: Eukaryota; Metazoa; Chordata; Leptocardii; Amphioxiformes; Branchiostomatidae.